This is a messenger RNA of Aspergillus puulaauensis, 156 nucleotides long. RefSeq lists its product as uncharacterized. The record is from RefSeq and is a predicted model, not a curated record. The coding region runs from base 1 to 156 and encodes 51 amino acids. NCBI's taxonomy places the organism in Eukaryota, Fungi, Ascomycota, Eurotiomycetes, Eurotiales, Aspergillaceae. The transcript is spliced from 2 exons.
AUGUCGCUGCCUCUCGACCAUCUAAGAAUUUGCGGGAGCUAUGGUAGCCCAGAGUGUGGGAAUGCCGCUGGGAAUGAGGGAUUGAAUAUGACGGGGCUUAAUACGGAGGUAACUCCAGGUAGUUCAGGUGCGAUGAUUGACGGCCAUGCGAAGUGA